UUAUAAUAUGCACUCAGAAAACAUGGACACAGAAAACGAAAUAAUUAUUGUGGGGCAUGAUUCUGAUUAUGAAGAUGAAUUCCAAGGUAUGAUUACGGAAGAACUGAAUGGUGAAGAGAAUGAUAAUGAAGCAUACAAUUCGAACCAAUGGCCAGUGGCAGCUACAAAAUUACUUAUUUCAUUUAGAGGGGCAAUGAGUACUGACUUUGAAAAAAUUAAAAAGAAGGGUCAAAAAGCUGUACUUUGGCAAACAAUUGCCAACAAAAUAAAUAAAAAAAAUUAUAAUCUUACUGCGAAGCAUUGUGAUGAAAAGUGGAGACGGUUGCUUACACGUUUCCGACAGGUAAACGAUGCUAGUAAACGUAGCAGAAAUGGAGGCGUCAGAUGGCAAUACUAUGAUCUAAUGCAAGAAUCAAUGUCAUCAGUAUCAAAACAGACCAUUUCACCUCCAAAAAAUUUGUUACAUGAGUCUUCUAAGUCUGAAUCGACUCCAUCAGUAUCAAAAUCUCAUAAUUUGAGUACUCCAGAAUUGUCAUCACCAGCAUCAAGUUCUAGCCCAUCACCAACACAUCGUCCAUCAUUACUAAAAAUAAACAACAGUGACAAAAUGCCUGUUUGGUUUGAGAAAUUUAAAAUAUUAAAAGAACAACAAAUAGAAGCGAAUAAUGACAACACAGCACAACUCCGUGAACGAUUAGACAAACUGGAGAAAAGAGAAGAGAAUAUGUUAGAAAUACAAAAGCAGCUUGUGAGUAAGUUAGAUACAGCAAAUAAAAUUGAGCUACAGAAGUUGGAAAUGUUCAAGAAAAUGUUUAACAACUCCUAG
This is a messenger RNA of Sipha flava (yellow sugarcane aphid), 826 nucleotides long. Its product is annotated as trihelix transcription factor GT-3b-like. The transcript has 5 exons. The coding region runs from base 8 to 826 and encodes 272 amino acids. The record is from RefSeq and is a predicted model, not a curated record. Lineage: Eukaryota; Metazoa; Arthropoda; Insecta; Hemiptera; Aphididae.